CGUGCUCUUCUGAAAAUGCUCAGGUUUUUCGUCAUAUGCCUAUGAAAACAGUCACCACUCCUACUGUGCAUUUACAGUUGACGGCCACCGACACCGCGAUCUCUCCAGACGCCAAUGUCGACCCAGAUCGUGAGGAUGACUUCAAGCUGCCAAAACGGUCUUCCCUUACUUGUGUACUGAUCUGCAAUCUUCUGAUCCAGAUCUCCUACUUCAUCGUCAUCCCCACCUCCUCGACCUACGCGAAGAGCCUGGGAGGAACCAACGCCAUAUCCGGAGCAAUCAUCGGUGUACCCACGGCCUGUGCAGCACUAUGCCUCGCUCCAAUGCUCCGUAUCAGUAAGAACGGGUACGGAAGACCACUUAAAAUUGGUUGUUUGGCCAUGGCUCUCGGACAGUUUCUGUACGCCAUCGCGGAUCGCACGGGAUGGUUGUACUUGAUCCUCAUCGGGCGCAUCGUGAGUGGACCCGGUCAGGUAUACCUGAUGUUCGGCAAACGUUUCUGCACGGAUCCCCGUCAGGUGGGUCUUCGACGCCGUGCGACACUCGCUAGUUGGCUCGUUCUCACACAAGCAGCUGGGACGAUGAUUGGGCCAUUUGCUGGGGCUUUAUUAUAUAGGAUUGGGGUGAGUAGUGGGGACUCGAAGUGGUGGAAUGGGUAUACGGCGCCGGGAUGGUUGAUGAUGGGGUUGUGGUUGGUAUUUUUCGUUGUCGUGAGUUGUGUGUUUGAGGAUGUGCAGACAGAAAUCGUGCAAGAAAGUCCGGAGUCUGAUACCGAGGGCCAUCCAAAACGCAACCUCCUUUUGAGAUUCGCUUCAUUCUGGCAGGACGAAUUAAUCACGCCUAUACGCAAGCUCCAACCCCGCCAGCAAGCAGUUCUUGCUUGUAUGGUGUGGUACGCAACCAUAGCAUUCUUCGUCCUCGGUACUUGGGAAGCAUUCAUCCCAUCAUAUUCCAAAGACGCACCUGGCCUCAAGUUGACACCAUUCUCCUCCGGUAUUCUUUUCGCGCUAGGGGGGCUUGCAGUUUUCCCGAUCCUCGUAGUGAAUUUGUUCACUGUGAGGAAAACACAAGAACGGCAUACAUUCCUCUCUGCAUCGUUGGUUGGAAUUGUUGGCCUGCUAAUCCAGUUGAUGACGCAAGUGACGGGGAAGGUGCACUACUCAAGCUUCUACAUCAGUUGGGUACUGGUAGCCUUAGGCUUCAACCUCCUCACAACUCUCACGUUCGCUCUACUCAGCAAGCAGCUUCCAAAGGAGUGGAACCUGAGAAGUAGCCUAAUCAUCCAAACAGGAAACUACAUCGGGAGAGUAACAGGAGCCUUAUGGGGCGGAGUCAACGGUAAAGUUGGCGCAAACACAACUAUAGGUCUCGAUCUGGCGUUUGCCGGAAUAGCCGUGCUCUCCCUACUUCCCCUCUGGACCUUCAUGAAAGCAAAAACAGGAUAAGCAGGCAUGGUAUCUAAGUAGAUAUAUUCGGACCAAGAAUACCCAAUAAAGCCUAAUCAUCCACCAUGCCAACGUACAAAUCACGAUCACAACCUGUGGACCUCUGGAUAAAGGGCCGCGACCUAGGCCUCGCUAUGACGAAUCUCAAACCUGAAAGACAAAACGCCUCGUAAAGAACCAACACACACUCAUCUCAUCAAACACUCCGCUCCGAACACCUCAUGCACCACCUAC
Messenger RNA from Saitoella complicata NRRL Y-17804, 1679 nucleotides. RefSeq names its product MFS general substrate transporter. Gene Ontology annotation, biological process: transmembrane transport. Lineage: Eukaryota; Fungi; Ascomycota; Saitoellomycetes; Saitoellales; Saitoellaceae. Gene Ontology annotation, molecular function: transmembrane transporter activity. The record is from RefSeq and is a predicted model, not a curated record. Gene Ontology annotation, cellular component: membrane. The coding region runs from base 36 to 1445 and encodes 469 amino acids. The transcript is spliced from 3 exons.